CCCCUGGAUCAUAUAGUGCAGUAGUCGGCAAAGAAAAGUGACCACAGCCAAAGCCUGUUCAGCUGUUUGUGCGGUGGGAUCUCCACCAAAAGGACCCGGUUACCUUUAGCGACUGUUUCCACGCUGGAGAGGGACACCAAGCGGAUCAGCGGGAUUAGGAGGACUCGUUGUCGCUGCCGCGUUUUUGGACACUUCUGUGCGCACGGCGGAUCUAUGAGGACGCAGGGAGGUUUUUCACACUCAACACCAGACAGAGGGAACAGGGAGUGAUUCACCCCCCUGCCUGCCGCCCCCAUGCCGGGCAUUAGCUCCACCGCGCCUCGUUAUGAAAACUGGGACAUGGACCACCUCGACCACUACCAACAUUAUUUCUACGACGACCACCACGACCCGGACGAGGAUUUCUUUAAGUCUACGGCGCCAAGCGAGGACAUAUGGAAGAAAUUCGAGCUGGUACCGACCCCGCCCAUGUCGCCUAUCCGGGCAGUGGAGGGGUCGGGCAGGGUCGGGCUGCUGUACCCGAGUCUGGGGGACAAGCUGGAGUGGGUGUCUCAGUUCUUAGGGCAGGAGGACGAGCAGCAGCACGACCUGCCCUGUAAGCUGACCACCAGUAACGACUCUUUCGGGAAUCUGAGCUCCAUCAUCAUCCAGGACUGCAUGUGGAGCGGGUUCUCAGCCGGACAGCAGCUGGAGAGAGUUGUAGGGGAGCGCUGCGCUUCCUGUCCCGGGACGGGGGCGGCUGCCAAAGUGGCUGCCGGGUGUGCCGUCGCGUCCCCGGGGAGAGCGCAGAGUGCCCCCGCUGAUGCCUCAGCUCUGGGCGGACUGGCAGCGGACUGUGUGGAUCCGGCUGCGGUGCUCACUUUCCCGCUAACCGGGGGAUGCAAGAAACAAGUGUCCUCUGGUUCUGAGUCUCACACCGACUCAUCAGAUGAUGAAGAUGACAAAGAUGAGGAUGAAGAGGAGAUCGAUGUGGUGACAGUGGAGCACAAGAAUCAGCAGCAGCGCAAACCUCGGCGACUGGUCAACGCUCGGAAACCAGUGACCAUCACGGUGCGAGCCGACCCCCUGGACCCCGGCAUGAAGCGUUUCCACAUCUCCAUCCACCAACAGCAGCACAACUAUGCUGCACCCUCCCCGGACACGCUCCCCCCACCAGCAGAGCCACCACGCAAGAGGGUGCGACAGGAGGCCUCCACCCAGGCCUCCCUGCUGCACCAGAACUCCCACUACCAGCAGCCCCGCCCCGGCCACGCCCCCCUGAACUUGGACAGCGGGAAGUGUCAUGCGAGCAGGGUAAGGUCAGAGUCACCUAACCUCAGCGCCUCCUCUCCUACCUCCUCAACGUCACCUUCAUCUCCUCCCUCCUCCUCUUCCUCCACGAGCUCCCACCCUCAGAGCUCGCCCACAAAGCCCCACUACUUCUCCCACCUCUCCAGCCCGCAGUCCUCGGACUGCGAGGACACGGACAAACGUAAGGCGCACAACUUCCUGGAGCGCAAGCGUAGGAACGACCUGCGCUCGCGUUUCCUGUCUCUGCGGGACGAGAUCCCGGGCUUGGCGGACUGUCCCAAGACGCCAAAGGUGGCGAUCCUGACGCGAGCAACAGAGUACCUGCAGCAGCUGCACGCCAGCGAGAGGCAGAAGGCUCUGGAGAGGAAGCAGCUGAAGGCCAAGCAGCUGCAGCUGCUGCAGCGGCUGGCACACUUGAAACGAUCCUGAGCGGCGGGGUCGGCUGUCACACACACGUACACACACAGAACUGUACGGGAUGACAUGAAGGACAAAAGACACUAAAGUUCACUUUGAAUUGGUCACGUUGGAAUAGUGCGGGUGGAUUAUUUUUGUUUUCUACUUUUGUGGUUUGCACAUUAGCUUCUGAGUGAUUGACAAGGUCGUAAGCCAGUCAGGACAGCAAGCUAGGGACUGAUUUUUAUGGGGCAUCUUAUAGGCAGAUCAAUAUGUCCAUGGCUACUCAACAUAGGUUUGUCGAACUGUUAUAUUCCCCCUAGAACAAAAAAGAACUUGCUUGCUACAAAAGUGUUGUGCAGCACUAUUUAGUUAAAGUGAAAACUGCUGCAGCUGUGCUGUUAAAGUGCUGCAUGGUGUGCUCAGACGGUCAUGAUUGGGCUUGGUGUGCUUGCAGCAGUGAUGUCUUUAUGUCAUCAGGCUGAAGCAACCUUAAACUUUCUCUUCCUCCAUGUUUCAUCUCAUACUGCUCCCUGAUCCUUAAAGUUUGGCAUGCAUUGAACAUUUUGUCAGGUUUUGCUUAAUCCCCCCCCCCCCUACACUCCACAGAAUCUUCCUUUUCCUUCUCUUGUCCUCAGUAAAGCCUCUGGCUUUAUGCGCACCGGUACUCACUUACUUGCAGCGUAGGCAAUAGUGGGACUAUACCGAGCCAUGAAACAAUAUUACAACUAGAUGGAUCAUAUACCUCUAAAACAGCUCAGGUUAAGUCCUAACUUCAGUGCCUACAGAUUUCCACACACAACUUUUCCUCCUUACAUCAUCAGUGUUUGCACAGCAGCACCAUGCCCACAGUAACAGCCUGUUCUGUAGCAGUAAUAUUAAGAUGCCAUUGGUUAAAUUUAAUGGUAGGUUCAAUUUCAAACAACUCUAUGAAGAGUUUCCCCCAGCUUUCUCUCAAUCUUUAAUAACUGUGCCAUGGAGAUGAGCAAAAAGGUGAAUAUUGGCUUCAAAUGAACCACCAGAAAGAAUGAAAUGGCUAAAGUUGAAUCUCUGACGCCAUUUUUUGCUUGGAGAUGAAGCCCUGUGAGUUCCAACUGUACAUUUCUUUCAUCUUGCUGUCUGAUAUUUGUGAUUUGAUUUUCUUUUUUAUUUUGCAUUUGAUGUAAAGCCUAUAGAAGCCUUUCAAUGUAUGUAGACUAUCCUGUUGGAUGAUGUGUAUAUAGUACCCUUACUGUACAGUCCCUUCCAAACCAAAACCAGAGCUGUCUACUAAACUCAUCCUAGUUUCUUUCAGCCCUGAGUCCUACACCGGGGCCAAGCUUGCUGGCUUCUCAAAGAUAACUCAAAGCUUCUAUUUUUGUUAAUAAAAUGAUUAUGAAAAAGAGUCAAAAUAAAACACUUACUGAACAUUGA
Cheilinus undulatus (humphead wrasse) is the source of this 3099-nucleotide messenger RNA. RefSeq names its product MYCL proto-oncogene, bHLH transcription factor b (gene myclb). The transcript has 3 exons. Gene Ontology annotation, biological process: regulation of transcription by RNA polymerase II. The record is from RefSeq and is a predicted model, not a curated record. Gene Ontology annotation, molecular function: RNA polymerase II cis-regulatory region sequence-specific DNA binding; protein dimerization activity; DNA-binding transcription factor activity, RNA polymerase II-specific. NCBI's taxonomy places the organism in Eukaryota, Metazoa, Chordata, Actinopteri, Labriformes, Labridae. Bases 295 to 1719 code for a protein of 474 amino acids.